AUGAGAAAGCUUCAGGUAGAGCUACCAUUGAACCAGACGCAGAAGGUCCGGUUUGAGAGAUCUAUCGAGCGGCUACAAUUGUUGUCGUCAACCACAAACAACUCUGUAAUCGUUGCCGACUCUAUCAACGAAGAUGCAUACCUCCUUAAGGGACAUGGAACCUCCGAGGUAGAUGGUGAGUUGCUAGCGACGGUCUGUGGAGUUGUGGUUCAUGUGGACAAGCUUGUAUAUGUACGCAACUUGCGAGCCAAGUACAAACCUGAGGUUAACGAUGUAGUGGUAGGACGUGUGAUUGAGGACUUUGAGGUCUCUCAAAGCUAUUGGAGAGUGGAGCUAAACUCUACUCAAUAUGGAGUACUAAAGCUUUCUUCCACGAAUAUGCCUGAUGCUGUUCAGAAGCGAAAAAGGUUUGUGGAUGAACUCAAUAUGCGUGAUAUUAUUGUAGAAGAUGAUGUCGUUUGUUGGGCUGUAAUUCACCGUGAUGGUAGAUUGGAGCUAAAAGCGUUAAGUCACAAGUAUGGCAAGCUCGACAACGGAGAGCUACUCAAGGUUGAUCCUUACUUGGUUAAGAAAACCAUGAGUCACUUUCAUUACUUAGAAAGUCUUGGGAUCGAUUUGAUUCUCGGCCGCAACGGCUUCAUUUGGAUCGGCGAACACUCCCAAGUCAAAGAUCCUAACCAGAACAUAGGAAAAGAGAAAAGCUAUACGCCACUCGAGACUCGACAAAGCAUUCUCAGAAUUGGGAAUGCGAUACGGGUCUUGUCUAAUCUUGGCUUCACCAUGACUCUAGAAGUGGUUAUGGAAACUGUUAACUUAAGCAACACGGAGAAUAUUGACGUACAUGACAUGCUUGGAUCAGAGUUCCACGUUUUGGUCACAGAGAACGAAGCUGAAAGAAGAAGAUGACUUGCUAGAGGAAAAAUGUGAAA
Camelina sativa (false flax) is the source of this 929-nucleotide messenger RNA. The record is from RefSeq and is a predicted model, not a curated record. Lineage: Eukaryota; Viridiplantae; Streptophyta; Magnoliopsida; Brassicales; Brassicaceae.